AUGAAGAAAUUUACAAACUCUUUACUAUUAUUAAUUUUACUCCUAAGCUUUGAGGUGACUAGAUAAGAUUGUGCAUUUACAGUUGAUCCAGAUGGUAAGCCUCAAGUUGCUAAAGAUAAGGAUGCAAAGCCACAAAUUCAUAAAUAUUCUGCACCAUUUAUUUGUGAUAAAAUAUACACAGGUGCUACCUGUUGCAAUGAUUACUAAAAUAACUAAAUGGCUUCUAACUUCUUACAGAUUGAUGCUACUUUUGGUUCAAUUGGUAAUGGAUGUGAUAACUGUGCAUCUAACUUAAAGAGAUUCUGGUGUACUUAUACAUGUGACCCAAAUUAAUCUGAUUUCGUUGUGAUUGGACCCAAACCUAUUGUUGUUCCUAAUCCUAUUGAUGAAGGUGCAACUACUCUCACAGUUCAAGAUGUUAGUAUCCUCGUUGAUUCAUAAACAGUAUGCGAUGUAUGGUCAAGCUGUAACUUGACUCCUUAUGCCACUUAAGUCUCAGCUAUGAAAACCCCAGCUGGUUUCUUGUCUUUCUAGGGAGCUAACGCCGUUACUUAAGCUGCACAAUCAAUCAGAGUUAACUAUACCAGUGAUGCUUCUAAGAACCCUUUAACUCUUCACAAUAUAACUAAAUGUAAUGCUCCUCAACCAAAAGUAAACAAAGACCCUGCUAAAGCUUAACCAUGGUAUCCUGAUGCUUGGGGUUUCAAUAUUUCUUAAAAUUGCUCUUGUAAUAACUGCGCUGAUGCUUGCACAUUAGCUGUAUUCACUCCUUUACCAGUUAUGCAAGGUUUUGAUUACUUAGUAGUUGGAUUAUUUUACGGCUUUUUACUUGUUUUCACUAUUGGUUGCUGGUUCUUUAGAAGAAGAAGAUAAAUGAAGAAAGAUUAAGAAAGUUAACAACAAUUAGAAUAAUAAGAGCAAUAAGAAUAAUAAUAUGAACCUUUACAUGCAGAAGGUGCCUAAGAAAAUCAAUAAAAUGAGUGA
Molecule: messenger RNA, 984 nt
Organism: Tetrahymena thermophila SB210
Lineage: Eukaryota; Ciliophora; Oligohymenophorea; Hymenostomatida; Tetrahymenidae
Product: transmembrane protein, putative
Exons: 5
Source: RefSeq, a predicted model, not a curated record